AUGAAUACCCAGAAUAAUCUGAUAGCAAUUAAUACUCAGCAGCCACAGCCACUCCAAAUUAGCAAUAAUAUGCAGCCUCUUCAGUCAUUACUACCGCUCUCUGCUGCAUAAUCUCCUAAUCAAACAAAAGUGUUGUCUCCAACGACGAUGCAGUUUCCAGGUUCACAUGGAAAAACUUGUUCAAUGGGAUCUGACGAUUUAUACAAACUCAGCCAGAUUCAAAGACAGAAAUACAUUCUGCAGUAAAGUCAGUUAUACGCGAGAGCAGGUAACAAAUUUAAAGCGCAGGGCAAUGGUGCAAGUUAGCCCUCUGCAUAAAAGCCAAAAUAAAAUGGAACGGUCAACUAGUUCGACAACAUUGGAUGGGUUUUUCUUAAGAAUGAUUAACUAAACCCGUCAGGUGGAACUGCAGCUAGUCACAAUUCAUAAAAUUCAUCCUUUAAAAAGCGCAUCCAGAACAGGAAAGAGCUUAAUCAAAGCGGAGUCCUUAGUGAUAAUACCAGUGUUGACUCACAAAAUAAUGAUAGGUCAUUCGUAGGAGGAUAGAAUUUAGCAGAAAUAAUUUAGAAGCAUCAGCAAAUAAGGGAGGAACAGAGUGCAUCGGUCGACAUGAAAUAGUUGCAAGACCAUUAGGUUCAGUAUAAUAUCCAGGACUUAGAUAGCCCCUAGCUAAUUUUGGACAAAAUACAGACAUAAGUUCAUGAUUAGAUGUGUAAUGGUGGCUAGAACAACUAUUUGAAUUUUUAGGCUUUGAAUUUCUAAAAGCUUAACCAAAGCACGAAGCAUUCAGCAAGAGUCAGUAUGAAUAACAUCAAUACUGAAAACCAGAUCAAUGAUAUUGGUGGAAACGGUUCAAACUUUCAGAGCUUUAAGAAAAAUGCGAUGAAAUUGCCUAAAGUUACUCUUAGACAUUCUUUAAUCAAUCAGUACACUUCCUAGAAAACAUCUUCCCAGCCUAUUUCACCUAGAAUAUUUGACAAUGCAAAGUUUGGUGGAUCUGGCAAUCCUAAGAAGUCAUAAAAUUCCAGCGGAUUUGGAGGUGCUGAUAACACUAAUAUAAACAAUAGUUAAAACUAGAUCAAUCCAUUUUCACUACCUUUGAUUGAUAAGAACACCCAAUAAAGCACCUAAUUUAUAGAUAACACCGAUUCAACAGCCUUAAUAAACUAGAAUAACUCAGCAGGCAAUGUGGACUAUCAGCAAAUUUACAAUUGUCAAAAUAAUAGAAGUUUGAAUCUUAGAGAUAAUCAGAAAUUUGGAGAAAUGGAGAGUUUACUCGAAUCAUAAGCAGAAAUAAAACACAACUCACAGUCAAACACUGGUAUAGAUCAAACGAGUGGAUCAUUCCUAACAGAAACUAAGAUUGAAUUGAAGUCUACAAAUAAAUUCAAUCUCAAAAAUCUAAAGUUAAAAGCCUUGUAAUCCCCGCAACAACAUCACUAGUUUUUUGUGUAGUCUCAAGAGAGAUAAAGCUCUAUGAGUAGUUAUAAGAAUUCCUUUAUCACCGAAUAGCAAAUGUAGCCAGAUGCUAGUGCAGUAACAUUUUAAAGACCCCAUGACCAGCCCAAGUCUAAAAUCUCGAGUGGCACAUAAUUUCCUGCAGAUCAAGGAGUUUUCACCAGUGUCUAAAAGAUAUGUUCAUCCUGUAAUAAAAAGACUAGUGGUAAGUAGCAGUUUUCUUUCGACUCUCAACAGAUUGAGUCUAUAUAAAGAGUAAAAAGGAAAAAUUACUCGUGCUUAAGUGACGGAAUGCUAGAGGAAGAGUCUUUUGAAUUUGAGGAGCCACCACUCAAUCUGAGACAACCCUAAUAAAGACUAAACUUGAAUCUACCUAGACUAAAUAAUUCUGUGAUCGAGCACUCUGAUAUAUCCAUUAGUAAUAGUAUAAAACCUAAUAUUUCUCCCAGUUACAACGUGAUAAGGGACAAUCCAUUUUUCACAAAUUUUGCUAAAAACUACAAUCAAAAACUCAUUAGAGCGUUUGAAGAAGCAGAUAAAGCCAACUCUAAUGAAGCAGCAGGUAAUUGCGCAAGCCUUAAACAAGAUGUGCUAGCUUACAUGGAGUAAAAUAACGAAAUCAGAUAGCUAAUAAAGGAGGAGGCAUUGAAAAACGCGACUUUGGUUUCGACCAAGGGAAAGAUAAAGAAGGUGCUUAUAAAUAAGAAAUAACUUCAAAAGAUCAUGAAUGACCAUUAAAACAACAACUCUUAGAACAAUAACAACUCGUCUAACAAUAAUAAUAGUACUAAUGAAAACAUAUCUGGUACUGUAGCUCUUCUAAAUGAUAGCAAUGAAGACGGAUCUAGAAAUGGAAAGAAUAGUAGUGAUGUGAAGGCAGGAAAGUAAGAAAUAAUGAAAAAUUACGGUAGAUGGUAUUUAAAACCCAAUGACUUCAAUAAAAUUAUGAGUAACUUAAAAUGA
Messenger RNA from Stylonychia lemnae, 2421 nucleotides. NCBI's taxonomy places the organism in Eukaryota, Ciliophora, Spirotrichea, Sporadotrichida, Oxytrichidae. The record is from the annotation of a GenBank genome assembly.